Ostreococcus lucimarinus CCE9901 is the source of this 1302-nucleotide messenger RNA. RefSeq lists its product with no specific name. Gene Ontology annotation, biological process: inositol phosphate biosynthetic process. Gene Ontology annotation, cellular component: nucleus. NCBI's taxonomy places the organism in Eukaryota, Viridiplantae, Chlorophyta, Mamiellophyceae, Mamiellales, Bathycoccaceae. The record is from RefSeq and is a predicted model, not a curated record. The coding region runs from base 1 to 1302 and encodes 433 amino acids. Gene Ontology annotation, molecular function: ATP binding; inositol-1,3,4,5,6-pentakisphosphate 2-kinase activity. The transcript has a single exon.
AUGCGCGACGCGCGCGCGAGCGCCUCGACGUCCGCCGCCGUUAUUCGAAUCACCGCGGACGACGUCGCGCACUACGCCUACGCGCGCGAGGGCAACGCCCACGUCGUGUUUCGUUACACCGGCCCGCGUCCCGAGCUUCGCGGCGCGCUGCUGCGCCUGUUAAAGACUCCCGCGGGCGCCCGCGGCGAUCGCGCGUGGCGGUGUCACACCGUGGACGCGCUGGUGUGGGGCGCCGACCGCGAUGAGGCGUCGUGGACGACGCUCGACGCGGCGGCGCGGGACGCGUUCUUCGCGAACGCGCCGACGACGUCGGGACGCGCGGGAUGGCGGGACGAUCGGGCGGUCGUGCGCGUGGACGGCGACGCUUUGAAUGCGUUGGCGCUGAAGACGACGCGCGAUGCGGCGCACGAGACGGCGAGGGCGGAAGGUCGCGAUGGACGCGUCGCAAACGCGGCGGAGGCGUUCGGGCAACUGUCGGAGGUCGCGGCGGAGACGAGCCGCGUCUUUGAGGACGACGUCGAGAACGCAUGGGUGAUUGAGAUCAAGCCGAAAUCGUUCGUCGGGGCCAUCGUCAACGGGAGACGCGCGUGGAGAUUUCCGGCACAUCAGCGGUUGAAAGUCGCGCGCGGCGAGCGCGAGGCGGCGAGCUCGUACGUUCCGGUGGAUUUAUUGGGUGGAGACGCGGAUGUUCGCCGCGCGUGCGAAGCGUUGAUGGCGUGUCCGCAGAACAAUCUGCGAGUCACGCGUGGUGCGCGUGUGUUCGUCGACGCGCGAGGUGUAACCGCCGACGCAGAUGUUGUGUCCACGCUUUCUCGCGUACUCCCAAAUCUUGUCAUGAACGCGAGAGAAGUGUUCGAGUUUAUAUUUCACCACCAAUUACGAGGCGGAGAUGACGCCGUGAAGACAUAUCGUGACGUCCACGAAUUAUGCGAGCGACUGAAUGCCACGCGCCAACGCGCUGGUGAGGUAUCGGAAGAUUUACUCGAGCGCUUACGCUCAUUCGUGCUCGGUCAAAUGGCGAAAGAUUGCAGCGUGCUCUUCACCGUGACGUUUGAUGUCAAUGUUUCGGAUAUUGAAUCGAGGGACGACGACUUGGUACGAUUCGCGACCUUCGUCGACGCCGAUGGAGCGACGCGCGCGUGUGCAUAUCGUGCACAAAUCAUCGACGCCUCAUUAAAGUCCCUCGCGAAGACGUCCGCGUGGCUUCGCCUCGCCGAAGACAUCGACGCCUCGUGCGUCGCCGACGCCGACGCCGACGACUCACGUCGCGAUUUCGUCAACGCGCUGUUCGCUUCGACAUAG